Messenger RNA from Melospiza georgiana, 1415 nucleotides. It is a transcript of the gene LYSMD3, whose product is annotated as LysM domain containing 3. The record is from RefSeq and is a predicted model, not a curated record. The transcript is spliced from 2 exons. Bases 240 to 1109 code for a protein of 289 amino acids. Gene Ontology annotation, cellular component: Golgi apparatus. Gene Ontology annotation, biological process: Golgi organization. Lineage: Eukaryota; Metazoa; Chordata; Aves; Passeriformes; Passerellidae.
UCGCGGUGGGUACCAUGUGGCGUGGGGGCAAGUAAAGCUGCGGUCCGGGGCAGAACGGGCCGGCUGGGCACGGCACGGCACGGCACGGCUCGGCUCGGCUCUCACCUCCCCACGGCGGCGUGGCCGGCGGCUGCUGAGCCUGGAGGGAGCUGGGCGGGGGCGAGGAGGAGGGGCCGGCGUGGGGCUCCCCGCGGAGAGCGCCACGCCUGCGGUCCGUUCCACAGGGCCACCCGCGGAGCAUGGCCGGCCGAGGCGCAGGCAGCGGCCCGCAGCCGUCCGCCGUGGCACAGCCGCUCACCGGCGGUCAUUUGUACCCUUUCGUGAGCACGGAGAGCGAGGGGCCCGAGGAGGAGGGGGAGCUGUCGGAACUGCGGCCGCGGGGCAGGGAGAAGGUCCGGCGGAGCGCGUCGAGGGACAGGCUAGAUGAUAUAGUGCUGCUGACGAAGGACAUCCGGGAAGGGGACACGCUGAACGCGAUCGCGCUGCAGUUCUGCUGCUCCGUUGCAGAUAUCAAGAGAGUUAACAAUCUUAUCAACGAUCAAGAUUUUUUUGCCCUGAGGUCUAUCAGAAUUCCAGUGAAAAAGUUCAGUGUAUUGACUGAAACCCAUAUAUCUCCAAAAGGAAGACCAGCUCUUCGGCCUGCUCUGUGUUCCCCAGAAGUACAGGAAACAUCUCUUUGUGAUAAAUUCUCUGCUAAUGAGACUGCUGGCAACUUCUUAAAAGAAGUCGAUCGAGAUAUAGAAGAAAUAGUGAAGUGUAAUGAUACAAAGAGAGAGAAUCUGAAUGAAGUUGUUUCUGCUUUAGCAGCCCAACAGAUCUGUUUUGAAACUGAUGGUAAAACUAAAAAAUGCAAGGAUCCUUACUAUGGAGCAGACUGGGGUAUAGGAUGGUGGACAGCAGUAGUAAUAAUGUUGAUUAUUGGCAUAGUAACUCCAGUUUUUUAUCUCCUGUAUUAUGAAGUUCUAGUGAAAGCAGAUGUCAGUCACCAUUUUCCAAUGGAAUCUUCUCAUUUGUUUGUCACAGCAGUAUCACAUCAGAAAGAAACAGAAAAUGGAAUAAAUCCAACAAAUAUUAUGAAAGUUGAUAAUCAAGGAGACCUUCAGCAUUAAUAGUGGAAGACCCUAGACAACUGUUGUUUGUAGAUUACAUAGGUAAAGGGGAAUCCACAGAAUGCAAAAUGCACUUGGAAUGCAGAGAAAUGUACUGAUGUGUGACUUGCCUUUAUGGGCAGUGUUCCACAACAAGGAUGUUUCUGGGGAUCACAUAAUCUGAAUAUGCCUGAGAUAGAUAAUUUACAAGACUGGGGUGUAUAUUAAGGUAUGAAGUAAUCUCUAAAGCUUUGCACCUUUUUCUGUUUUGAUAGGCAUGUUUCUUAAUUAAUGAUGAGGUGAAAAAAUAUAGUUCAAACUAACACA